Molecule: messenger RNA, 5015 nt
Organism: Hemiscyllium ocellatum (epaulette shark)
Lineage: Eukaryota; Metazoa; Chordata; Chondrichthyes; Orectolobiformes; Hemiscylliidae
Product: AP-1 complex subunit mu-1-like
Exons: 12
Coding region: 82-1353 (423 amino acids)
Biological process (GO): vesicle-mediated transport; intracellular protein transport
Cellular component (GO): clathrin-coated vesicle; clathrin adaptor complex
Molecular function (GO): clathrin-cargo adaptor activity
Source: RefSeq, a predicted model, not a curated record
AGGGACAACCUGGAAGGCAGGAAGGAGGAAGUUGCUCUCUGCCUGGCUCCGUGGGACUCUCUGCAACUUCUCCAGCUCCCAAUGUCAGCCUCUGCAGUCUUUAUUCUGGACCUUAAAGGCAAGCUGCUGAUAUGUCGGAACUACAAAGGGGAUGUGGAUAUGUCGGAGAUUGAGCACUUCAUUCCAAUGUUAACACAGAAGGAAGAUGAAGGGGCCGUGUCUCCACUGCUGACUCGUGGCAAAGUGCACUUCCUGUGGAUUAAGCACAGCAACCUGUACUUGGUUGCAACGACGACAAGAAAUGCAAACGCUUCACUUGUCUACGCAUUUUUGUACAAAGUCGUCCAGGUCUUCACCGAAUACUUUAAGGAGCUGGAGGAGGAGAGCAUUCGAGACAACUUUGUCAUUAUCUAUGAGCUCCUGGAUGAAGUGAUGGAUUUUGGUUUCCCGCAGACGACAGACAGCAAGAUCCUUCAGGAGUACAUCACGCAACAAGGACACAAACUGGAGGUAGCUGCACCACGCCCUCCGCCUACCGUCACUAACGCGGUGUCCUGGAGGUCGGAAGGCAUCAAGUACAAAAAGAACGAGGUGUUUAUUGACGUCAUUGAAGGGGUCAAUGUGUUGGUCAGCGCCAACGGGAACGUUCUGCAGAGCGAGAUUGUCGGCAGCGUGAAGCUCCGGGUUUUCCUGUCCGGAAUGCCGGAACUCCGGCUGGGGCUGAACGACAAGGUGCUCUUCGAGCUAACAGGACGAGGCAAGAGUAAAUCCGUCGAGAUGGAAGAUGUGAAGUUCCACCAGUGUGUGAGACUGUCUCGUUUUGAAAACGACCGAACGAUAUCCUUCAUUCCCCCGGACGGAGAUUUUGAACUCAUGUCUUAUCGACUAAACAUCCACGUGAAGCCUCUGAUUUGGAUUGAAUCUGUAAUCGAGACGUUUUCCCACAGCCGAGUGGAAUAUCUGAUCAAGGCCAGGAGUCAGUUCAAGAAGCAGUCGGUGGCCAACAACGUGGAGAUUGUAAUCCCUGUGCCCAGCGACGCUGAUUCACCCAAGUUCAAGACGACCAUGGGCAGUGCCAAGUGGGUUCCUGAAAACAACACCGUAGUGUGGACCAUCAAAUCCUUACCUGGCGGGAAGGAGUAUCUAAUGCGAGCUCACUUUGGUCUUCCAAGCGUGGAGAGUGAAACCACCGAGGGGAAACGGCCCAUCUCCGUCAAGUUUGAGAUCCCAUACUUCACUGUCUCGGGGGUGCAGGUGCGGUACAUGAAAAUUAUAGAGAAGAGUGGUUACCAGGCACUGCCGUGGGUGAGAUAUAUAACUCAGAGUGGAGAUUACCAACUGCGGAUACAUUAACAACCGAGAAGUUUAACCCUUACUCUGCCGUAUGGGGAGAAAACAAAUAGGCUGGUUCUUCCCACCAAACCAGUGGCUUUCACCAUCCCAUUAAUAUCUCUCCUGAUCCAUUCAUGCAUUCAUUUAUUGUACCACAGUUAACUGUUUUUUUGUCACCUUUCUUGAGUAGAGAUUGGCAGCAAAUACUUUGCGAAGGCAGCCUGCUGUAGCACCAUGCAAGCAUGACGAGGCUGUUCAGCCCCUUGAGACUGUCCUGUUAGACCGACUCAACGCUCAAAUCCAUUUCACCUUUGCUCCGCAUUCCUUCAACGUCCUUACUGAAGGAAACUCCCUCACCAUCUUGAAGACUGUGCUUGACCUUUUGAGAAUCCCGAAUGCCUCCCGAUUUCACCCCUGGUUGGCCUGUCUUAAAGUGAUGCACCCAUAACCUGGAAAUGUCCUGGCUCAGCGGUUUGAGAAUUCGAAUUCCGAUUUCUUCUUCCUGGGGAUUAUAAACUUGGAAAUUAAAGCAUCGAUUUUGUUGGAAAUGACUAUGCAGCUGUCAGAUUGGAAUCAGAGAGAGUGUUACACUGGGAAGGGCAGGACCUAGAGGCUGUAAUAUAAGGUAGUUUGUAAGAAAUCCAACAGGGAAUUCAGAAGAAACUUCCAUAUCCAGGGACAGAAAUAAGACUAAUACUUACCACCAUAGGCAGCAGUUGAAGUGAAUGGUGUAAAUGUAUGUCAGGGGAAGCAGAUGAGAGAGAAAGAAAUGGAUAGUAACAAUCCUGGAUUUAGAUGAGUAAAGGUGAGAAGCAUUUAUUGCCUAAACCUAAUUCAGAAUCAUUGUGUCAUACAGCACAGAAACAAAAUCCCUUCACUCCAAGACAUGCUUGCCUUCAUUGCUCAGAUCUUGGACAAUAGGAGUUGGGACGUCAUGUUGAGGUUGUGCAGGACUAAAGCGAAUGCCCUUCAGGGAAGGAAAUCUGCCACUGCUACCCAACCUGGCCCAUAUGUGACUCCAGACCCACAGCAAUGUGGUUGCCUCUCAACUCUCUGGGCAGUUAAGAAUGGGCAAUGAAUACCGACCUGGAAAGGAAUCAAAAAAUUCCAAGAGCAGCAAAGAUCACAUAGAGUCCUAGAGCACGGAAACAGACCCUUCCAGUCCAUGCUGACCAUAAUCCCAAACUAGACUAGUCCCACCUGCCUGCUCCUGGUCCAUAUCCCUCCAAACCUUUCCUAUUCAUGUACUUAUCCAAGUGUCUUUUAAACAUUGUACUUGUCCCCACAUCCACCACUUCCUUUGGCAGUUCAUUCCACACUCUCUGUAAAUCAAGUUGCCCCUCCUGUCCUUUUUAAAUCUUUCUCCUCUCGCCUUAAAAAUAUGCCCCCUCAUUUUGAACUCCCCCACCCUUGGGAAAAGACCCUGGUCAUUCUUUAUCUUGGCCCUCACCCCCCCCCCCCAUGAUUUUAUAAACCUCUUCAGUGUCACCCCUGAACCUCCAAUGCUCCAGUGAAAAAAAUAUUCAGUCUAUUUUUUUAUAUCUGAAACUCUCCAUUCCCAGCAACAUCCAGUUUAAUAAUAUCCUUUCUAUAACAGGGCAACCAGAAUUGCACACAGUACUCCAAACAGGCCUCACCCAAUGUCCUGCACAUCCUCCACAUGAACAUCCUAAAUAUCUGAGUGAUGUGGACAAGUGUGCUAAAUGCUUACUUAACCACCCUGUCUCUGUGUGACACAAAUUUCAAAGCAUUGUGUACCUGAACUCUUAGGUCUCUCUGUUCAACAUUAAUUGUAAAAGUUCUGUUUUUGUUUGCAUUAACAAAAUGCAAAACCUCACAUUUAUCCAAAUUAAACGCGAUCUCCCACUCCUCGGCCAGUUGAUCCAAUCCAUCAAGAUAUCUUUGUAACCUUCUUCACUGUCCACGAUGUCACCAAUUUUGGUGUUAUCAGCAAACUUUCUAACCGCACCUCUUAUAUUCUCAUCCAAAUCAUUGAUAUAAACGACAAACAAAAGUGGACCUAGCUCCAAUCCCUGUGGAACUCUGCUGGUCACAAGCCUCCAGUCUGAAAAAAACCACCCUCCACCACCACUCUCUGUCUCCUACCAUAAGCCAAUUUUUUAAUCCAGUUGUUAUGCUCACGCUGAAUCAGAUAUGAUCUAAAUACCUGGUUUCGUCCAAGUUCCUCAAGACUCCCCCAAACCCCAGCCAUCUUCAUUGGGCAACAGAAACACUGGAGGCACAAGUGUCCCAUUCUGAGGAAGAGUCGUGACACAUAUAUCUGUUUCUCUCGCCACCGAUGCUGCCAGACCUGCUGAGUUUCGCCAGCAAUUCCUGUUCCAAUUUUCUGAUCUCCCAGUAUCUGCAGGUAUUUGCUUACAUCCACAGAUUGUAAAGUUCACUAAAUCUUUUGGAAUGACCCCUAAUAAGGAGUGGGGGAGGGGAGCCAACAGGUCAUUCUGAAUCUAAUUAAGAAUCUCAGGCCCAAUAGUCUGGGGAUGUCGGUUUGAUGGUGAAAUUUAAAUGCAAUUUUAAACAAAACACCAGGAAUUAAAAGUUUUUCUUGAUGGCAAGGUGAGUGGAUGUGACCCUCUGCACAUUUUACUUCAUCUCCACUGUCAAUGUCAUCUUCUGUUUCUCUCUUGUUUAGAAUCUUAGAGCUGUGCAGCAUGAAAACAGAGCCUUCGGCCUAACUCGUCGAUGCCGACCAGAUAUCCUAAAUUAAUCUAGUCACAGUUGCCAGCACUUGACCCAUAUCCUUCUAAAUCCUUCCGAUUCAUAUACUCUUUUAAAUGCUGUAAUUGUACCAGCCUCCACCACUUCCUCUGGCAGCUCAUUCCAUACACGUACCACUCUCAGUGUGAAAAAGUUGCCCCUUAGGUCCCUUUUAUAUCUUGUCCCCUCUCACCCUAAACCUAUGCCCUCUAGUUCUGCACUCCCCCACCCUGGGAAAAAGACCUUGUCCAUUUACCCUAUCCAUGCCCCUCAUGAUUUGUAAACCUCUAUAAGGUCACCCCCUCAGCCUCUGACGCUCCAGGGAAAACAGCCCCAGCCUGUUCAGCCUCUCCCUAUAGCUCAAACUCUCCAACCCUGGCACCAUCUUUGUAAAUCUUUUCUGAACCCUUUCAGGUUUCACAACAUCUUUCCAAUAGGAAGGAGACCAGAAUUGCAUGCAAUACUCCAAAAGUGGUCUAACCAAUGUCCUGUGCAGCCGCAACAUGACCUCCCAACUCCUGUACUCAAUGCUCUGACCAAUUCCAAUUCCAAAUAUUUCCCUCACACCCAAGUGCAGUUUAAUUCUGGAGAUGUUCAAGAAUGGAGUUUAUUCCAUUGCCUUUAAUUGCACUGACUCGCCAAAUGAUCUAAAACUGUAUGGCUGAAAGCUCAUGGAUUUUAUACAUUCUUCCUAUCAGCAAGACCGCUGGCUGACAUCACAUUUAGGUUGGGAGAUUUCUCUGCUUUUCGUGUUUGUUAUUUUACGUUUUAUAGAAAAUUGUGAGUGCAUGGGCGACAUGAAUUGGAACUUUUUGAAGUUUUUAUGAAUUAAAAGGCUAUGGGGUUUGUCAUAUUACUAAAAGCACCCCUUUGUAAUUUUGCAUUGACCGAUGAAGGGACUUGGGUGUCCCUGAAAGCUAAUGUUUUUUUUGUGACGUCAGUUAAUGUCAAUAAACAGAUGAAAGGCA